Messenger RNA from Aspergillus ochraceoroseus IBT 24754, 1459 nucleotides. It is a transcript of the gene brlA, whose product is annotated as C2H2 type transcription factor BrlA. Gene Ontology annotation, molecular function: RNA polymerase II cis-regulatory region sequence-specific DNA binding; DNA-binding transcription factor activity, RNA polymerase II-specific. The coding region runs from base 1 to 1344 and encodes 447 amino acids. Gene Ontology annotation, biological process: regulation of transcription by RNA polymerase II. The transcript has 2 exons. NCBI's taxonomy places the organism in Eukaryota, Fungi, Ascomycota, Eurotiomycetes, Eurotiales, Aspergillaceae. The record is from RefSeq and is a predicted model, not a curated record. Gene Ontology annotation, cellular component: PcG protein complex; transcription regulator complex.
AUGACUUCUCACGGUGACAAAGUCGACGCACCUCUCGCAAAGAAUCGCAAACCCGGAUCGCUCGAAGAUAUGAGACAUCAGGGCAACCUAUCGGAUUGUCUGACUGUUGAAGUUGACUGUUCAUCCCUGGGCUCCAACGAAUGCCCAUCCAUGAGCUCGAGUUUCUCCCCGCUGGACUCGCCAACACCCACCCCGACAAGCAUCUAUAGCCACGGUUCGCUGGAAUCGCCCGGGUGGCAGGAAGGAGGAUCGUUUCCCCAUCACAUGUACGAACGACACACCGGUUCCACGCAAAUGCGUAGUGCCUUUCGCCUUGCUAGUAUGGCUUCAAGCGAGAACAUGGCACUCCCCUAUGGCAACAUGGAAGCACCGGAACGGAUGCCGAUGACUGACUUUCUCGCCGGUUACGACGAGAAUAUUGAGCAGCUAUGGAUCCCUUCUCAUGCGCCCAAGACUUACGACCACGCUGCACAAGGACUUUCAUAUCAACAUGCGAUGCAGCAAUAUCCUGCGAUGACUCGCAACAACUAUCGUCACCACCAUGCGGCCUAUCUGCCGGAAUCCACAACCAAUCCAUGCCUAUCUCGAUCGAUCUUCCACCAUCCGGAGCGUGUUCCUACUUCGAUGUCCAUGGGCAACAUGUCUUGGAUGCCACUUACAGACUCCAUUGCACCCCAAACGAUCGCCCCAUCGCAAGUCGCCCCUGUUACUCCACCGCCGUCAUACACAGAGUUUCCGACCUCUCUUAGUGUCUUCAAACAACACAGCCCCACUACACCUGUGCGUUCAUGCUCCCUCGGUACCGCCUCCGGGGCAGACACCCCAAUGAGCCGCCUUUCGGGUGGCCCAGCUGAAUACAUGGACGAUUUCCAGCAGUCUCCCGUGUAUCGGGACGGCCUUCAACGCCCACACCGUACAGGGUCCAGAAAGGUGGCGCGAAAGCAGAGCUCCAAGCAGAACCUCAUGUUGGAGAAUUUACCGCCUAUUAUCAAGCAGGUCCAGUUUAAAUGCCGGGAACCUGGCUGCAAUGGUCGUUUCAAACGACAGGAACACCUCAAGAGACACAUGAAGAGCCACUCUAAGGAGAAGCCGCAUGUGUGCUGGGUCCCCGGGUGCCACCGCGCCUUUUCGAGAAGCGAUAAUCUUAAUGCUCAUUACACCAAGACUCAUAGCAAACGGGGCGGGCGUAAUCGAUACGUGGCCACCCUGGACGAAAAUAGUCCUGAUUACGAUCCAGACUUCCGAGGACAGCUAACGCAAGACGGUCGCCCGAUAUAUGGAUCGAAGCUUGAAGAUCCCAUCCCAAGCGCCCGAGACCUUAGCGUGGAUGCCUGGGAAGAGUAAAAGGGCCUCUAGAAGGUCUGAUCUGCGUGGAAAGCAAUAUGAUACCCGCUAGCUGAAUGCUAUGCCAAGUUUCCUUAUGUCUUUAGAUGGGCACCGUCACACUCGACCAGACAAG